Messenger RNA from Pan troglodytes (chimpanzee), 3363 nucleotides. Its product is annotated as ATP-binding cassette sub-family C member 6-like. Gene Ontology annotation, molecular function: ATP hydrolysis activity; ABC-type transporter activity; ATP binding. Bases 2 to 2479 code for a protein of 825 amino acids. Gene Ontology annotation, biological process: transmembrane transport. Gene Ontology annotation, cellular component: membrane. The transcript is spliced from 19 exons. NCBI's taxonomy places the organism in Eukaryota, Metazoa, Chordata, Mammalia, Primates, Hominidae. The record is from RefSeq and is a predicted model, not a curated record.
CAUGCUCGGCAAGGGAACGAGACCAUCUCUGCCUUCUAGAGGCCUGGAGGACUCCGCGCAACAUCUUGCUGGUGCAACGCAAGGUGCAUGCCUACAGGGAGAAGCUCCAAAGAUGAAUUCUACUUUAGAAUUCACCAUCACAGCUGGAAAGGACGGGAGAUUUUGUUGGUGGAAUUAUCUAACAACUUUCUCAAAUCUUUCUGACCCAUACAUUUCGCAGAACCCCUGUCCAGAGACUGGGGCAGCCUUCCCCUCCAAAGCCACGUUCUGGUGGAUUUCUGGCCUGGUCUGGAGGGGAUACAGGAGGCCACUGAGACCAAAAGACUUCUGGUCGCUUGUGAGAGAAAACUCCUCAGAAGAACUUGUUUCCCGGCUUGAAAAGGAGUGGAUGAGGAACCGCAGUGCAGCCCGGAGGCACAACAAGGCAAUAGCAUUUAAAAGGAAAGGCGGCAGUGGCAUGGAGGCUCCAGAGACCGAGCCCUUCCUACGGCAAGAAGGGAGCCAGUGGGGCCCACUGCUGAAGGCCAUCUGGCAGGUGUUCCAUUCUACCUUCCUCCUGGGGACCCUCAGCCUCGUCAUCAGUGAUGUCUUCAGGUUCACUGUCCCCAAGCUGCUCAGCCUUUUCCUGGAGUUUAUUGGUGAUCCCAAGCCUCCAGCCUGGAAGGGCUACCUCCUCGCCGUGCUGAUGUUCCUCUCGGCCUGCCUGCAAACGCUGUUUGAGCAGCAGAACAUGUACAGGCUCAAGGUGCUGCAGAUGAGGCUGCGGUCGGCCAUCACUGGCCUGGUGUACAGAAAGGUCCUGGCUCUGUCCAGUGGCUCCAGAAAGGCCAGUGCGGUGGGUGAUGUGGUCAACCUGGUGUCCGUGGACGUGCAGCGGCUGACCGAGAGCAUCCUCUACCUCAACGGGCUGUGGCUGCCUCUCGUCUGGAUCGUGGUCUGCUUCGUCUAUCUCUGGCAGCUCCUGGGGCCCUCCGCCCUCACUGCCAUCGCUGUCUUCCUGAGCCUCCUCCCUCUGAAUUUCUUCAUCACCAAGAAAAGGAACCACCAUCAGGAGGAGCAAAUGAGGCAGAAGGACUCACGGGCACGGCUCACCAGCUCUAUCCUCAGGAACUCGAAGACCAUCAAGUUCCAUGGCUGGGAGGGAGCCUUUCUCGACAGAGUCCUGGGCAUCCGAGGCCAGGAGCUGGGCGCCUUGCGGACCUCCGGCCUCCUCUUCUCUGUGUUGCUGGUGUCCUUCCAAGUGUCUACAUUUCUGGUCGCACUGGUGGUGUUUGCUGUCCACACUCUGGUGGCCGAGAAUGCUAUGGAUGCAGAGAAAGCCUUUGUGACUCUCACAGUUCUCAACAUCCUCAACAAGGCCCAGGCUUUCCUGCCCUUCUCCAUCCACUCCCUCGUCCAGGCCCGGGUGUCCUUUGACCGUCUGGUCACCUUCCUCUGCCUGGAAGAAGUUGACCCUGGUGCCGUAGACUCAAGUUCCUCUGGAAGCGCUGCCGGGAAGGAUUGCAUCACCAUACACAGUGCCACCUUCGCCUGGUCCCAGGAAAGCCCUCCCUGCCUCCACAGAAUAAACCUCACGGUGCCCCAGGGCUGUCUGCUGGCUGUUGUCGGUCCAGUGGGGGCAGGGAAGUCCUCCCUGCUGUCCGCCCUCCUUGGGGAGCUGUCAAAGGUGGAGGGGUUCGUGAGCAUCGAGGGUGCUGUGGCCUACGUGCCCCAGGAGGCCUGGGUGCAGAACACCUCUGUGGUAGAGAAUGUGUGCUUCGGGCAGGAGCUGGACCCACCCUGGCUGGAGAGAGUUCUAGAAGCCUGUGCCCUGCAGCCAGAUGUGGACAGCUUCCCUGAGGGAGUCCAUACUUCAGCUGGGGAGCAGGGCAUGAAUCUCUCCGGAGGCCAGAAGCAGCGGCUGAGCCUGGCCCGGGCUGUAUACAGAAAGGCAGCUGUGUACCUGCUGGAUGACCCCCUGGCGGCCCUGGAUGCCCACGUUGGCCAGCAUGUCUUCAACCAGGUCAUUGGGCCUGGUGGGCUACUCCAGGGAACAACACGGAUUCUCGUGACGCACGCACUCCACAUCCUGCCCCAGGCUGAUUGGAUCAUAGUGCUGGCAAAUGGGGCCAUCGCAGAGAUGGGUUCCUACCAGGAGCUUCUGCAGAGGAAGGGGGCCCUCAUGUGUCUUCUGGAUCAAGCCAGACAGCCAGGAGAUACAGGAGAAGGAGAAACAGAACCUGGGACCAGCACCAAGGACCCCAGAGGCACCUCUGCAGGCAGGAGGCCCGAGCUUAGACGCGAGAGGUCCAUCAAGUCAGUCCCUGAGAAGGACCGUACCACUUCAGAAGCCCAGACAGAGGUUCCUCUGGAUGACCCUGACAGGGCAGGAUGGCCAGCAGGAAAGGACAGCAUCCAAUACGGCAGGGUGAAGGCCACAGUGCACCUGGCCUACCUGCGUGCCGUGGGCCCGAGACUGCACGAUUGCACUCCAGCCUGAGUGACAGAGUGAGACGCUGUCUCAAAAAAAUUAAAAAAAAGAGUUGCCAGUGGCAAGGAAAGGAAUGGAUUAGUAAGAGGCACAGAAGAGGUACAUAAGAGGUAAGAGGCACCACCUUUCGGGGUGAUAAAAGUAUUCCCUGUGGUCAUGGUGGUGCUUACAAGACUGUAUACAUUUGUCAAAACUCAUUAAGAAUGUUCUAUCCACUAUAGGAUGAGUAAAGUGAACAAUAAAAUAUUACAUCGUUUCCAAGAGCUAGAAGAAGGACAUUGAAUGUUCCCAACACAAAGAGAUGAUAAAUGUCAUUAUAUAGGAAGUAGCAAAAUAAAAGUAAAGGUAAAUGCUUGAGAUGAUGGAUAUGCUAAUUAUCCUGAUCUUAUCUCCCCACACAUUAUAUGUAUUAAUAUCAAAACAUUACUAAGAGCUGGACUCAGUGGCUCACACCUGUAAUCCCAGCACUGUGGGAAGCUGAGACAGGAGGAUCCCUUGAGGCCAGGAGUUCAAGACCAACCUGGGCAACAUAAGAAGCCCCUGUCUCUGUAAAAAAAUUAAAAAUUAGCCUGGCACGGUGGUGCAUGCCUAUGGUUCCAGCUACUCAGGAGGCUAAGACGGGAAGACAGCUAGAGCCCAGGAGGUCAAGGCUGCAGUGAGUUGUAGUCAUGCCACUGCACUCCAGCCUGGGCCACAGAGCGAGACCCUGUCUCAAAACCAACCAACCAAACAACUAAAAAAAUCAUUAUGGACUCCAUGAACAUGUAUGAUUAUUUGUCAAUUAAGAAAUAAAUUUUUUAAGUUGAAAAAACUCACUCAAGCUGUACACUUAAAAAAACUUGAAUUUGUUUUAAAUCGGUGAGUUUUACUUUAUAUAGAUUAUACCUCAAUAA